Molecule: messenger RNA, 6795 nt
Organism: Callithrix jacchus (white-tufted-ear marmoset)
Lineage: Eukaryota; Metazoa; Chordata; Mammalia; Primates; Cebidae
Gene: TOGARAM1
Product: TOG array regulator of axonemal microtubules 1
Biological process (GO): microtubule cytoskeleton organization
Cellular component (GO): cilium; cytoplasmic microtubule
Molecular function (GO): microtubule binding
Source: RefSeq, a predicted model, not a curated record
AUCACCAUGGAAGCGAUCGGUUUGGUCACGUGGUGCCCCUGGUUACGCCCGGCGGCAGCUGUGGGGUCUAGGGCGCAGACGGGGGCCAUUUUCCCAGAGGCUGCCUCCCGGAGUUGGGGGCGGCCUGGCGGCAGGUUGAAGCUGUCCUUUUUCCUCUUCUGCAGUUUGGGCCUUGGAGAGGAUCUGGAAGUCUGGGCUCCAUUGAGCCCAUCCGAGACAGCAAUGGUUUCUUCCAGCCACAGCCACCUGACGACCCUGCAUGGCGGCUGCGCCCACCGCGCUGCUUCUGCUGCCGCCCUUUCCAGUCCUCUGUGCCUAUCAGCUCCAGAGCCGCAGUCGUCCUUCCGCCUCAGAGACUGAUGAUAGUCGAGUUGGGGACAUUAUGAGAGGAGAGAAAAAUUGCUACUGCCGUGGAGCUGCUGGGGACCACGGUUCCUGCCCCACUGCCACCUCGCCUCUGGCCUCGGCCCUCUUGUUGCCCUCGGAGGCAGUCUCUAGCAGCUGGUCUGGGUCUGGAGGCAGUUUGUCUGGGGGAGAUGAAGAGGAGACUCGGCUCCUUCAACUCCUUCGCACCGCGCCGGAUCCUUCUGAGGCCUUUCAGGCUUUGCAAGCUGCUUUGCCGAGGCGGGGCGGUCGACUUGGCUUCCCCCGACGCAAGGAAGCUUUGUAUCGGGCACUGGGCCGAGUGCUUGUGGAAGGAGGUAGUGAUGAGAAGCGACUCUGCUUGCAAUUUCUCUCAGACGUUCUCCGGGGUCAGGGGGAGGCAGGCCAGCUGGAAGAGGCCUUUAGCUUAGCACUUUUGCCUCAACUAGUAGUCUCGUUACGGGAAGAGAAUCCAGCCUUGCGGAAAGAUGCGCUGCAGAUUCUGCAUAUAUGUCUGAAACGUAGUUCUGGAGAGGUGCUGAGAACGCUUAUACAGCAAGGACUGGAAAGUACCGAUGCCCGACUUAGAGCUUCCACAGCACUGCUGCUCCCCAUCUUGCUUACUACUGAGGACUUGUUACUUGGUUUGGAUCUCACCGAGGUGAUAAUAUCCCUAGCCCGAAAGCUUGGUGAUCAGGAGACAGAAGAAGAAUCUGAGACAGCUUUCUCCGCACUUCAACAAAUUGGGGAGCGACUUGGCCAAGACAGAUUUCAGUCUUAUAUUUCUCGUCUGCCCUCUGCCCUGAGGAGACACUACAAUCGGCGCCUGGAGUCCCAGUUUGGUGGUGAGGUUCCUUAUUAUUUGGAACUUGAAGCCUCUGGAUUUCCUCAAGAUCCCCUUCCCUGUCCAGUGACUCUUUCCAACAGCAAUCUUAAAUUUGGGAUUAUUCCUCAGGAGCUGCAUUCACGGUUGUUGGAUCAGGAAGACUAUAAGAACCGGACUCAGGCCGUCGAAGAACUAAAGCAGGUGCUGGGAAAAUUUAACCCUAGUUCUACUCCUCAUUCUAGUCUUGUUGGCUUCAUUAGUUUGCUAUAUAAUUUGUUAGAUGAUUCUAACUUCAGAGUGGUCCAUGGCACACUUCAAGUCUUACAUUUACUGGUUACUCGCCUUGGAAAGCAGGUACAGCAGUUUUUGGGACCGGUUAUAGCAGCUUCAGUCAAAGUGCUGGCAGACAACAAGUUGGUGAUCAAACAAGAAUACAUGAAAAUCUUUCUCAAGCUAAUGAAGGAAGUAGGACCUCAGCAGGUGCUUUGUUUACUCCUGGAACAUCUCAAACAUAAGCAUUCCAGAGUGAGAGAGGAGGUGGUGAACAUAUGCAUCUGCUCCCUGCUGACCUAUCCUAGUGAGGAUUUUGACUUGCCCAAACUGUCCUUUGAUCUUGCCCCAGCUCUUGUAGAUAGCAAACGCAGGGUACGCCAAGCAGCUUUAGAAGCUUUUGCUGUAUUGGCAUCAUCAAUGGGCUCAGGUAAAACCAGCAUCCUUUUUAAAGCUGUGGAUACUGUUGAACUGCAAGAUAAUGGAGAUGGAGUGAUGAAUGCUGUGCAGGCCAGACUGGCUAGGAAAACCUUACCAAGGCUAACAGAGCAGGGAUUUGUGGAAUAUGCAGUACUCAUGCCAUCUUCUGCCCAGGGUAGGUCAAACCAUUUGGCAUAUGGAGCAGAUACGGACUGGCUUCUGGCUGGUAACAGAACUCAGAGUGCACACUGCCACUGUGGUGACCACAUGAGGGAUAGCAUGCAAAUUUAUGGAUCUUACAGUCCAACUAUCUGUACCCGAAGGGUAUUAAGUGCAGGAAAAGGAAAAAAUAAAUUACCAUGGGAAAAUGAGCAGUCCGGAAUCAUGGGAGAAAACCAGACCUCCACUUCCAAGGAUAUAGAGCAGUUCUCAACAUACGAUUUCAUCCCAUCUCCAAAAUUAAAGCCCUCUCAAGGAAAGCCAGUCAAUGAUGAUUUAUGUUUUAGCAGAAAAAGAGUAUCAAGAAACUUAUUUCAUAAUAGUCGUGAUUUUAACCCAGAUUCUCUUCCUGUCUGUCCUGCCGAUACUACUGGGACUCAUCAAACAAGUCUUUCUGGGAAAUGUGCACAACUUGGGUUUUCACAAAUAUGUGGUAAAACUGGCAGUGUGGAUUCUGACUUACAGUUCUUAGGGACAACUAGCAGUCAUCAAGAUAAAGUGUAUGCUAGCCUCAGUUUUGGCAGUAAGACACAGCAAACAUUUGGUAGUCAAACUGACUGUACGUCCUCAAACGGGCAAAAUCUAAGUCCAGGAGCCUACAUCCUUCCAUCCUAUCCUCUCUCAUCACCUCGAACUAGUCCAAAGCACACAUCUCCUCUUAGUAUAUCUCCAAAGAAGUCUCAAGAUAAUUCGGUUAAUUUCUCAAAUUCCUGGCCUCUUAAAAGCUUUGAAGGACUAUCAAAGCCAAGUCCACAGAAGAAGCUUGUCAGCCAGAAAUCGUCUGAUCCUACAGGUAGAAAUGAAGGAGAAAAUUCUCAAGAAAAACCUUCAGUUCAGCUUACACCUGCUUUGGUGAGAUCACCAUCUUCCCGACGAGGCCUAAAUGGAACAAAGCCUGUUCCUCCUAUACCAAGGGGAAUAAGCCUGUUGCCUGAUAAAGCUGAUUUAAGCACAGUGGGACACAAAAAGAAAGAGCCUGAUGAUAUUUGGAAGUGUGAAAAAGAUAGUCUUCCAGUUGAUCUUUCUGAAUUAAAUUUCAAGGAUAAAGAUUUUAAUCAAGAAGAGAUGCAUAGCUCUCUUAGGUCCCUUCGUAAUAGUGCAGCUAAGAAAAGAGCAAAACUGAGUGGCAGUACUUCAGAUCUUGAAAGUCCUGAUUCUGCAAUGAAGCUCGACUUGACAGUGGACUCCCCGUCUCGGUCUUCCUCUCCAAACAUCAGUUCUUACAGUGAAAGUGGAGUUUACAGCCAAGAAUCAUUGACUUCUUCUCUGUCUACAACUCCCCAGGGGAAGAGAAUAAUGUCAGACAUAUUUCCAACAUUUGCGUCAAAACCAUGUCCAACAAGACUUUCUUCUGCAAAGAAAAAAACCUCUCAUAUUGCUGAACAAAGCCCCAGCACAGGAUUUACAGGGUCGUCAUCAAAUACACAGCAAAUUUCCAGUUUUGACUUCACAUCCACAAAGACUUUAUCAGAAAACUCAGUAGUAGUUGUUGGAAAAGGCGUAUUUGGAAGUUUAAGUUCAGCACCAGCAACCUGCAGCCAAUCAAUGAUAUCUUCUUUGGAAAAUGGGGAUGCAUUUUCAAUUAAACAAAGUAUUGAACCACCAUCAGGGAUUUAUGGAAGAUCAGUCCAGCAAAGUAUUUCAUCAUAUCUUGAUGUUGAGAAUGACAAAGAUGCUAAAGUUUGUAUUUCAAAAUCUACUUAUAACAAGAUGAGACAAAAGAGAAAAGAAGAGAAAGAACUGUUUCACAGUAAAGAUUGUGAAAAGAAGGAACAAAAUUCCUGGGAACGAAUGAAACAUACAGGAACUGAGAAAAUGGCAUCUGAAAGUGAAACAUCUACUGGAGCCAUUUUGCAGUAUAAAGAAAGGAUGCCUCCUGUCACUCAUAGUCCAGAAAUAAUGGAUUUAUCAGAACUACGGCCAUUCUGUAAACCAGAAAUAGCACUGACAGAAGCUCUGAGGCUUUUAGCUGAUGAAGACUGGGAGAAGAAAAUUGAGGGACUGAAUUUUAUUAGAUGCUUAGCUGCUUUCCAUCCUGAGAUACUGAACACAAAAUUGCAUGAAAUAAAUUUUGCAGUUGUUCAAGAGGUGAAAAAUUUACGUUCUGGAGUUUCUCGUGCUGCUGUGGUCUGUUUAAGUGAUCUUUUCACUUAUUUGAAAAAGAGCAUGGAUCAAGAAUUAGAUACCACAGUAAAAGCUUUGUUGCACAAGGCUGGUGAAUCAAACACAUUUAUAAGAGAAGAUGUUGACAAAGCAUUGAGAGCUAUGGUUAAUAAUGUAACUCCUGCACGUGCAGUUGUUUCUCUUAUCAAUGGCGGACAAAGCCAUUUACACAUUGCCGUAAGAAGGUGUACAGCCCAGCAUUUAUCAGAUGUAUUGGAAUUUAUGGAACCAGAACGUAUUUUAUCUGCAACAAAGGAUAUGGCUGAACGUAUACUACCAGCUGCUGCUAAGUUUGCUCAAGACAGUUCACAAGAAACCAGAUGACACUACAUACUUCUGGGUAGUGAGAUGCCAAGUCACAGGGAUGAACUUCAUGAAAACAGCACAAGACUGUAUGAGUGGGCAGAAAAGUGGCAGAAGAACUUCAUUAUGAGCAAAUGUAAGGUAAUGCAUUUAGGGGAAAAUGAUUUAUUCUCCAAGCAAUCAGGUAAAAUCAAGGAAAUAGGUACACAUGAAAAAUACAGGAAUACUACAUAACAAUAUAUUAUCCCAUGAAACAUGAGAUAUCUGCAAUCUGAAAACUACACAAAUUUCUGAUGGUUGUACUUGAAAAAUAAUUUUAUGAAGUUUAAGAACAGUCAGAGAUACCUGAGAAUUAUAAGUAAAAACAAAGAAUAGUCAGAGAAACACAUACAGGGUGAUAUGUAUAUUACACAUACAAUAAUUAAGAUGUUGAUAGCAUUAUGGUUGUGGUGGUGACAGAAAUUUUGGAUGUAGUCAAAUACUUAUGUUAAAUUUCUUGUCCCUGUCAUUGUUUGUUCUUAAGCAAGUUACUUAAUUUCUGUUAGUCUCUGUUUCCUUAUCUAUAAAAUUAGGAAGGGUGGACUAGGGGACCAACAAUGUCCCAUAUAAAAUAUAAAAUUUUUAUAGCAGUAAUAUGUGGCCAGGCGCAGUGGCUCAUGCCUAUAAUCCCGGCACUUUGGGAGGCCAAGGAAGGCAGAUCACCUGAGGUCCAGAGUUCGAGACCAGCCUGGCCAAUAUUGUGAAACCCCGUCUCUACUCGAAAUACAAAAAUUAGCCAGGCAUGGUGGCACGUGCAUGUAAUCCCAGCUAUCAUUGAACCCGGGAGCCAGAGGUUUCACCGAGCUGAGAUUCAGCCACUGCACUCCAGCCUGGGAAACAGAGAGAGACUCCAUCUAAAAAAAAAAAAAAAAAAAAAAAGAUUAAUUUUUAAAAAGGAUCUGGGUCAUAAGGAUUAAAGUAAAAAAGGAUAUAAAAUUUUUAACAUUUUGAUCCUUUGUAGUUCAUGAGCAUAAUGAUUGGGUGUUCACAUGCUUCUGUGAGAUGUGCCACCCUUGAACCUUGUUACAAUGUCGGCACAUUACCCAUCUGACCUGAAAAAAAAAAAUUUAACAUUUUAAGACAAAGAUGUUCAUUAUUUUAGGUAACUGCUGGAGUUAAUAUUAUGGAACUCAUUAUACCUAAAUAUAAUAGAAAGUAAAUGUAUUAGUUUUUCAUUGCUGUGUAACAGAUUAACACAAAUGUAGCAGCUUAAGGCAACUCACAUUGUUUGGCUUAGAGUUCUUUAGGUUAGAAGUCUGCCAUGGCUCACCUCAGUUCACUGCCUUUGAUUUCAGAAGGACAAAAUCAAGGUGAUAGCAGUGCUUGGCUUUGCCAAAUUCAGUUCCUUGUGGUUUUAAUACUCAGGACGGCCGAGCAUGGUGACUUGUGCCUAAAAUCCCAGAACUUUGGGAGGCCAAGGCAGGCAGAUCACCUGAGGUCAGGAGUUCAAGACCAGCCUGGACAACAUGGUGAAACCCCAUCUCUAUUAAAAAUGCAAAAAUUGGCCGGGCGCGGUGGCUCAAGCCUGUAAUCCCAGCACUUUGGGGGGCCGAGGCGGGUGGAUCACGAGGUCAAGAGAUUGAGACCGUCUCAGUCAACAUGGUGAAACCCCGUCUCUACUAAAAAUACAAAAAAUUAGCUGGGCGUGGUGGCGCAUGCCUAUAAUCCCAGCUACUCGGAAGGCUGAGGCAGGAGAAUUGCCUGAACCCAGGAGGCGGAGGUUGCAGUGAGCCGAGAUCGCGCCAUUGCACUUUAGCCUGGGUAACAAGAGCGAAACUUCGUCUCAAAAAAAAAAAAAAAAAAAAAAGCAAAAAUUAGCUGGCCAUGGUGGCAAGAGUUUGUAAUCCCAGCUACUCAGGAGGCUGAAGCGGGAGAAUCACUUGAACCCAGGAGGUGGAGGUUACAGUGAGUUGAGAUCCACUGUUGGAGUUGCACUCCAACCUCAAAAAAAAUAGAGACCGAGGUCUGCAUUUCCUCGCUGGCUGUCAGUGAGGGUCCUUGCUUAGCUCCUUAACACUACUCACAUUUCUUUGCAUGCAGCCCUCCUCUGGGUUUAAGCCUGCAAUGACAUGUUGAGCUCUUCUUCAUAGGAUCUUUCAGACUUCCUCUUUUUCUACCAGCCACAGAAAGCCCUCUGCUUUUAAGGGCUUGACUGAUUAGAUUAAUUCCACCAGAUCAUGUCAUUAUUAUUA